AGAUAGGAGCAAGAGGCGAACUGGGUACUUAUAAAAGGCUGAGACGGGACUGUUUAAACAUUAAGCGACGUAGUGUUACUUAUAUUGCCUGCCAUAAUGUUGAAUUCCAAGUUACUCUUUGUGCCUUUUCUUUUUUUGUGCUCAGUGACUAUAUCAUCUGCUUCACCUAUAAAACAUAAUUUAAAUGAGGGUCGCGGGGUCGCUUCCACACUCUGGGGUUGGAUAUCGUAUCCGUUCACGUGGUGGAGUUACGGGGCUCCGGAUUUUGAUCUUGGCGAUCCGUCGACUGGAUCUCCAACUAAUGAACCGUUUAACAUUGAGAUAGGAAAACAUAACGUAACAGUAUGGUGCAACGACCAAACUUGCACAACAAUGCGUUGCGAUAAAUUCGGAUGUUCCAAUGUUACGUGCAAUAUUUACGAUACCGAUCUAACCGGGGAAUGUAGAAGUUACAACACGCUACCCAAACCCGAUGAUAAUAUAGCCUCUCAGUCGACGGAAGCAUUACCGAAACCAGAACAAGGGAAUAAUAACGAAACGAACGAUAAAGUCCCUGAGGGUACAGUGAACGAACCAUCCUCAGCGCAGGAAGAUAAAGACCAUCAUAUCGAUGAGAAACCAUUACAACUAGAAGCCGUUUUAUCAUCUACGGUGACAGAGGGCAUCGAUGAAACAGAUGAAAAGAUUAGUAAAUAGCAAGAGAUAUUAUGAUGCAAGAUACAAUUAAUUAUCUUCCACUGGGCAUUGACAACAUCGCACUUAGUUAUAUCCACGAAUAUUUUGUUAAUUUUAUCACAAGACUGGCUAACAAAUUAAUUAAGCAAAUGGGGGAUGAGUCAUACUGCGCGGAAGGGAUAUGUCAUUACACAAAACCUACAAAUGUUGAAAAAAUACUCCUCUGUGAAUACAAUUUAAUAACAGGAGAAAACAUGUGUUCUUCCGAAGACCCACAACACACAUUUAUGAAAACCCAUAUGAAUACUAAGAAGAAAAUUAUUAUGUCCGAUAACAUGGAAGAUAACGAUUUG
This is a messenger RNA of Leptidea sinapis, 1028 nucleotides long. RefSeq lists its product as uncharacterized. The record is from RefSeq and is a predicted model, not a curated record. The transcript has 3 exons. The coding region runs from base 97 to 696 and encodes 199 amino acids. NCBI's taxonomy places the organism in Eukaryota, Metazoa, Arthropoda, Insecta, Lepidoptera, Pieridae.